Messenger RNA from Scatophagus argus, 1388 nucleotides. RefSeq names its product golgin A7 (gene golga7). Bases 149 to 583 code for a protein of 144 amino acids. The record is from RefSeq and is a predicted model, not a curated record. Gene Ontology annotation, biological process: Golgi to plasma membrane protein transport; peptidyl-L-cysteine S-palmitoylation; protein targeting to membrane. The transcript is spliced from 6 exons. Lineage: Eukaryota; Metazoa; Chordata; Actinopteri; Scatophagidae. Gene Ontology annotation, cellular component: palmitoyltransferase complex; Golgi stack.
CUGUAAAGCGUGAUGCUGAAUGGACACGGUUUGCUACUACUGAUAUCCAGUCACUUUUAUUCUGAAAACGAUAGGCCGGAAGUCAUAUUAGACUGGUGGAACUGUGGCAUAGAUCAGAUGCGCAGCACCUCCGGGGCUAACGUCCGCUAUGGCUGAGACCCACAGUUUACAAGACCUCCAGCAGCCAGCUGUUUCCUCCAAGGUGUUCAUCCAGAGAGACUACAGCUCAGGAACCAUCUGCAAGUUCCAGACCAAGUUCCCAUCUGAACUUGAAUCAAGGCUUGAUAAGCAGCAGUUUGAGGAAACCAUCCAGACUCUAAACAACCUGUAUGCAGAGGCAGAGAAACUAGGGGGAAAGGCGUAUUUGGAGGGUUGCUUGGCUUGUCUAACUGCCUAUACAAUCUUCCUGUGUAUGGAGACACAUUAUGAAAAGGUGUUAAAGAAGAUUGCCAAAUACAUUAAGGACCAGAAUGAGAAAGUUUAUGCUCCCAGGGGCUUGCUGUUGACUGACCCCAUAGAGAGAGGCCUCAGAGUUGUUGAAAUUACAAUUUUUGAAGAUAGAAGUAUUGGCUCUGGAAGAUAAGAAACUUGGGGCUGAUGACUCUGACCAGACAAUCUUCAUCUGUCUGGUGGCACAUAUUUAAACAUCUGCAUCACCUGAAUGGAUGUAUAUAAUUUUGAUUUGAUCCUUUUUUUUGUUAUUUAUAAGUACUCUGCUGUCUGCCUACCCUUAUGUGUUUGUAAAUGUGUUUUCAUGUCUUUUUAUACAUGCAGUGAUGUAUAAAUCAGGUUCUAGUUGAUCAAGACCAGUCAUUAUGAAUAGUGCCAUUGUGUUAAAUGCAACUUUCUUACCAUGUAUAAGUGAUUUGACUUGUGUAUUGUUUUGCAAAUAAUAUAAAGUCAAAUAAUGUGUGGUCGCCAAGAACUGUUAGAGAAACAGGUCAGGAUUGAACUUGGUUGUAGCCUUUGUUGAGGCAAAUGUGUUCUUAUCCAUGCAUCAGUGUGAUUUUGGGUGGGAAAUCAUGUUGUUUGAAAUGCAUAUUGGAAGAUCUGAACUGGAAUUUUUUGUGACUUCAAAAAUGGAGCACAUUUUCCCUUAUCACACAAUAAUGUGAUCUAGUACAUUUUGAGAAAUGUCCGUCUCUACCGUCUUAUAGUACAUCUGCACUAAAUAUCCCAAAUCAUGCUCAACUGUCCUUCUGUUUAUUACAAGAUUUACAAUCUGUAUUGCGAAUGUCAUCCCUUUUUUCACUAUUACCAAACACCACAGAAACCUUAAACACUCUAAGCUCCACAGAUGAUUACUGUUGUUUGUGUUUGAUACAACCAGUGUACCUUUCUUACAAAUACUGUUUUGUUUUAUCUAAAUAAAUAGCAGUUUUCUGAAA